Messenger RNA from Mya arenaria, 7354 nucleotides. RefSeq lists its product as uncharacterized. The transcript has 6 exons. Gene Ontology annotation, cellular component: plasma membrane. Lineage: Eukaryota; Metazoa; Mollusca; Bivalvia; Myida; Myidae. The record is from RefSeq and is a predicted model, not a curated record. Bases 206 to 796 code for a protein of 196 amino acids.
UUAGUCAACCGGCGCACCUGUAACUUGAGAUUUAAAAAAUGUAUUUUGUGACAAUUUAAGUCAGUUUUACUUAUAUUAGAAUAGAAAGUCUUCAAACACUUGCUAAACUUAUUUGUUAUACUUAAUAUUAUUAAAGUAUACGAUAUUUUUUACACUUACGUAAACAGAUACAGAUUGAGUCGUUUACUGCUAGAAUCCUAUCAAGAUGGGGAUGACAUUCAAAGGAAUACCGGUUGUAAUACUUGUUGGCCUGGGACUGCUGAGUCUGGGAGGCUUGCUGCACCUCAUUGGUCUUGCAACGCCAUAUUGGUACAGCAUGUAUUACCAGAACAAUUUAGUGAAAGACGGGUAUGAUGGCCACCAUGGACUCUGGGUGACAUGUAGAAAUCUGGGUCCAUUCGGUCUAAAAGACUGUCAGUCACAUGGUUCAGGAGAUUUAGAAGUUGCAGGGUUUAUACAAGCUACAAGGGCCCUAGAGAUUCUCGCUCUGCUCUUUGGUAUAGUGUGCAUCCUUGUGACAGGUCUCUGGUUCAUUCUUGCUAUCCAGAAACACAGGAUGAUCCUAAUGAUAUCAUCACUGGGCUCUGGAUUUCUGUGCGCAUUGUUUGGGAUCAUCGGGAUUAUCGUUUAUGGAGCAGAAGUGAACAAUCUUGAAGACUCUUUGAAUAAAGAAAGUACAGGGUACCUAUGGACGUUGAGACUGGACUGGAGUUUUGCGUUAUGCACAGUCUCCUCCAUAAUCGCCGUUAUCUCGGUUAUCCUUAUAGCCGUUGGGACGAGGAUGACAGAUCGAUGAAUACUCUUGUGAUAAUUAAGUAGUUGUGUAGCAAGCUAUGUUGUUAUACAUCAUCAUACAUCGUAUACCGGUAGAGGUAUUUCAUAUUUUUACAUUUGUAUUCUCUUAGAAGAUUGUUAAAAAAUGUAUACCUCGCUUCAAAAAUGAACUUUAUGUUAGUACAGCAUUUACAUAUAAUUAUACUGAAAGAUCAGCUUUUGGACAUAAUCAAUCCAAAAUAUGUUUUAAUUUGGAAAAAAAUGUCUUUCACAUACUUAAAUGUUAUUGGUUCGCAAUAUUUGUUCUUGACAAAUUAUUAUGAGAGAGAAGGUACUAUAGUAAAUAGCUUUGUCACCUUAUUGUAACUAUGGUUGAUUUGUGCUUGGCUGGACCAAGCCUAAAUGUGGAUUAUGAACUUCUUUCUUUUUUUGCUUAUGUUUGGAAAUGACCUUAUCGAAACACGCUUGUCAGUAAGUUUAACAAAACACAACCACAAUGCCAUUUUGCAUCAAAGAGAGGGUAAUAUUUUUUUACAGCUGAUGAUGCCAGUCAGUUUCUUUGUUACGUGAAGUCAAUCGACAGGCUAUUUAAUAGAUAAAAGAUGCUGUACUUGAUUUGAAAAACAGCUUGGAUAAGGGGGGAAUUAAAGCCAUGAAUGUUCAAUGUUUCAAGGAAUUGAAACGCUACUUUUUAGCUCCACUGGCCGAAGGCCAUGGAGCUUAUGUCGUCACAGAUUGUCCGUCGUGAGUGCGUGCGUGCAUGCGUGCGUGCGUAAACUUUUACUUUAAACGACAUCUCCUCUGAAACUGAUAAGCGGAUUUUGACAAAACUUCACAGGAAUGUUCCUUUGGUGGUCCUUUACCAAAAUUGCUCAAAUGGUUCCGGUCCAUUGCACAAUAUGGCCGCCAGAGCUAAAAAUAGCAAGAUCUUUAAAUGACAUCUCCUCUGAAACGGUUUGGCAGAUUUUGAUGAAACUUAACAGAAAUGUUCCUUGGAUGGUCCUUUAUCAAAUUUGCUUCAAUGGUUUCGGUCCACUGCACAAGAUGGCCCCCAGAGGUAAAAAUAGAAAAACCUUUAAACGACUUCUCCUCAGAAACCGAUGAUCGUAUUGCAAUGAAACUUGACAGAAAUGUUACUUGGGUAGUCCUUAACCAAAAUAGCCCAAACAGUUCUGGUCUGCUGCACAACAUGGGCACCAGAGCUAAGAAUAGAAAAAAACGUUAAACUACAUCUUCUCAGAAACCGAUUAUCAGAUUUUGAUGAAACUUUACAUAAAUGUUCAUCGGGAUGCCCUUUAACCAAAAUUGCCCAAAUGGUUCCGGUCUGCUGCACAACAUGGCUGCGAGAGUUAAAAAUAGAAAAACCUUUAAGGACUUCUCGUCCGCAGUCUUCACGAAAAACAUUUUAACCUACUAGCCAGUUGGACUAGCAUAAUGGCAUAUUUUACUAGUCCGAAUGACAAUCUAGUAGUCCGACUAUUUUGCCACAUUAUAAAACUGUAUGCUUGAGGUAAAUACCUAUUUCAAUUGAGCAGCUUGCAGUUUGAAUAAACAUUUCUUUAUUAUGAUGCUCAUGCAGUGAUAGGGAGUGACAUCCUUCUGUUGGGAAUAGUGCUCCUUGUUUUUCAGAACCUAUGGGUACUAUGUAAAAACAAAAGGCAUCUUGCUUGAAUAGACUGUAAUAAUAUCAACAUGGUUAGAAAAGAAAUGCCAUGCUUUAAUAGCUUUGAUUACAUUUUACUACUGAAUUACCUCCCUUUAAUAGAAAAAAAAAUAAUGUCUUAAUUUUUCACGUAUAGCAUCUUUAAAUAAUUUUUAAACAAUAAUAAUUUAUGAGUAAACAUAUAAGCAUAAAGUUCUCACAAAAAGAUCAAUUUAAAAACCUUACAUUUAUACAUAGGAAAGUAUAUAUAGACUGAACAUUAAUUUUCGUUUAAGUGACAUUCUGAAAGUUUAUGAAACAGCUAUUUUUAGUAACUUAAAUGGCCGAAAAGUGUAAGUGAAACACCAAGUCGAUUCUAUCUCGUCAGUUCUUGUUCAGGUUAGAUAUUUGCUUCAUAAUCUAUUCAGAUUAAAUGUUAACCGAUGAUCAGAUUUUGAUGAAACUUGACAGAAAUGUUCCUUGGGUGGUCAUUAACCAAAAUUUGUUAAAUGGUUCCAGUCCACUGCACACCAUGGCUGCCAGAGCUAAAAAAUAAAAAAAACUUUAUACGACUUGUCGUCGAAACCGAUGACCUUUUUUCGAUAAAACUUGACAGAAAUGUUUGUUUGGUGCUCCUUUACUCAAAUUGCCCAAAUCAUUUCGGUCCACUGCACAACAUGGCAGCCAGAGCUAUUAAAGUAAAAUUUUUUUUUAAAUAACUUCUCCUCAAAAAUUGAUGAUUGUAUUUCUAUGAAACUUGACGAAAAUGUUCGUUAGGUGGUCUUUGCUUGAACCUUUUGGCCAGUGGAGCACAGGCACUGAUGUGCCUCUUGUUUUGUAAACAUAAUGAUACUAAACAGCUAGCUCCUUGCCCCUGAUCACCCUGCGUACAUGUAUGCAGUAAUUUGAUUAAAUUGAAGUACAUAUCUCAGUGAUCAUAAUUUGAUCGUUUAUUUUCUUAAAUGUGAUGAUGUCAAACUUGCAUAUAAAAAGUGCACAUGAUAAUCAAAAAAUUGUUGUUUUUGUAUAUAAAAGUUUUUUUUAUAAAUAAAAAAAAAAUAUUGUAAGACUAUUGACGAAACUGCCAGCUGACUGCCUUGGCCUUCUAAUGAAAAUUGUGAUACAAUGUAAAGCAAAUAAAUUGUUUCUUUCUUAAAGCUGCACUCUCACAGAUUGACCGAUUCAACAACAUCUCAGAAUCAGUUUAUUUUGGCACCAUUUCCUUCAAUUUAAUCAUAUAAGAUAACUCACAAUAGAACAGAUCACAAUUGUUUGUGAAACUGCCAAAAUCUUAUAUUUUUCUUAAAAGUUUAGUAAUGCUUUUAGCCAUAAAACAUCAAAUUUUGAGCUUAAAUAUCAAAAACUGCAAUCUGAUCUUUUAUCAGCAGUCCUAUAAAACUGGUUUUCAGGCAUUUGUGCAAUGUUUGGCUACCAGGUAAUUCUAUGAAAAAAAACCUAAAAGAGUUGUCAAAACAGUCAAUCUGUAAAAGUGAAGCUUUAAUAUGGAAAAUCGUAUACUUGUGUACUUUGAAGUAUUGUUUGAAUCUGAAUUACAUAUAUAUUGUACUCAAAUAUUCAAUAUGUAUAAAAAAAAUAGACAGGUAUCCAUUACAUGUACAGUAUGUAUUCCUAUUAACUUUGUUUAAGAUAUAUAUAUUCUUUAGUUAGAAUGUAUAAGAGAACAUGUACACUACUAGGUUACUUUUAAUGUGUAUUGUAAAAAUCUUAAUUGAUUUUAAGAAGACAUUUGAUGCUUAUUAUUCAAAAUCGUAUUGAUUUUAACGAGUCAAUUGUCAUUGAUUAUGCAACAGUAAUGUGUGUAUGCAUAUAUGUCAUUAAUUUAUCACUUUAUGAAUAUUCAUGAUUUAAUUUUUUCAUAGUGUCUGUUUACAUGCAUUUGUAGCAGACCAUUUUUGUAUUGUUAGAAGUCAUGAUCAAAUAUAAUGAUGCAAUAUUGUUCUCUUAUUCAGCAUUUUACUGUUGCCAAAGCUUGCAUUAUUUUUAUGUUUUUUCCUGUUUUUUUUCAAUUCGUUACAAUAUUACCCAGGAAUACAGAUGUGUUUGGAACACUUUUUGUGGAUAUUUUAUAUAUUUUCGUGUAAAAUGGCCCUUAAUUUCACUGAGUGAACACUAAAAAGCUUUAUAGCACAAGUGAAAUAUUUAUUUUUGGUGUUCACUUAAUGAAAUUAAUUGCUUUACUUUUUGCCUGAUAUGAAAUGACAGUUGAUGAUUGUUGUUUUUCAGAAAAGCAUGCCAAAAUGAUGGGAACAUAACAUCGUUUUGAAAUAAUGUCUAUGAAAUCUUAAAUCCCAUGCCCCCUGACCCCCUAGCUUGCAAUAAACUUAGAUUUAGGCCAGUUGAACAAAUUCUCAUACAGAACAUUGCUACAUGUACAUCAAAUUGGUGAUAAGGUGUCAGUAGACAUUGUUUGCUUCAAAAAGCCAUACUAUGAUAAACAUUUUAUACUGAAAAUGCCAAUGGAAUUUAUAUAAAAUAUAUUCCUUUAUCAUCAUUUUCGUACAAGAAUUUUGAGAUAGAAAAAAAUCAGGUCAUUGUAAAAACCAUUGGCCCUAGUGUUAAUCCUAAGUAUUACUUAAUAAGACUGCAGCUUCAAGAAGAGCAUAUCAGAAUUUUACGAUGAAAGAUUACAACAAAUUUCACACGUAUGGUAUACCAUUUACUGCAAUCUAUUUUUUAUGGCAUUAUUUCACUUUAUUGUUUGUCAUUAUAACUUGUUGUGCCGAUUGUUCCAACGAGCUAACAUAAACAAAGUUGUUAUCAACAUGUUGUUAACCUUUGAAGGUAAAAUAUUGUUUUAUGAGCUCGUAUAUUUAAGUAAAACAAGCAGUGCUGACAUUUGUAAGAAGUACUGAGGAUCACAAGUAUUUCAAUGAAAUUUCCAGAGAAAUUCAGAUUUGAAGGCAAACCAGGAUAUAUAAUUAGCAAUUUUGUUAACUUUAACAAAAAUACUGAACAAUCAGACUAUUGUUUUUUAUUUACCAGAGUGUCUAUUUUAUUUUGAUAUUUUUAUGUUACUGUCAUUGGUGCUUUAAAACUUUUUAUUAAUCAGACUAAUGAUAUUAUAUUUGUUCCAAUGCUUUAAUAUUCCUUGUUCCAUUUCAAUUUACGCAGACAAAAUCGCAUGUAUUUGGAUAUUUAACAUCAAUUUUAUAUGUACCAUUUGAUGAACUAAUUAAACUAAUUUGUAAAUUCUUGGUAAUACUGGUAUCAGCUUUGAAAGCAUAUCUUUUAACCAACAGUGUUAUUCUUGAGCCACACAGCGCGAUUUUGUGCCUUCAGACAUUCCUUUCCAUUUACCGUUUUACUAUGUGUUUUAGUUAAAUGAUGUUUCAGGAACAAAUACUAAAAAAGUCAUGAUUAUAUCUGUAAAAUUUCCUAAGAUACCUCUUUAGCAAGACUAUACAUUGUACAUCUUGUUUACGAAGUUUGACCCCACACAUAUACAGUCAUGACAAAAGUAUAUUAUUGAAAUUAAAUGCAGAAUAAAUGUAUAGAUAUUCAAAGAAGCCUAUAAAUUGAUUCUAUAUCAUAACAUGGUGCCUUAAUGGAACACAAAUAAAGAAAAAAAUGACGAUUCAUUAUAGUAUUUUUAAAGCGACACUCUUAUUCAAAAUCAUUACAUACACAUGUAUAACAAAUAUCAUUUUUGACUGAUAAACAAUUAACUAAUCGCUAAAUAAUGGAUUUAUUGAAAAUAUUAAUUACUGAUAACAAGAUUGUAACCCAGCAUUUAAUAGCAGAAAGCGCAGAAGUAUUAAAUGAUUGGUGAAUGCUAAAAGAUUUACUGUGGCCUUCUAUAGUCUCAUAAGUUAGAAAUACUGUGUUUAUGCUCAUUUGAAGUCAUUUCUUUCAAAAAGGACUCGGUAUCCUUCAUUAGAACCAUUGUUUUCAACAUUUAUUCAUCCUUUUUGGAAUAUGAAAACAAUAUUAUUACUUGUGGUAAAUCUUAUUUGGGAGUAAGAGUGCAUCUUUUAACAAUUGUGCCGUUUGAAAUGACAUAAUGACGUAAUGAAUGCAAUUGAAAUAAGUCAAAAGAUGUAGUUGCUAUAGAAACAUGCUAAAGAAAUUCUCAUAAAUCAUCGAGAAAAUGAUGCGCCAAUCAGUCUUUUAAAGAAUGAAGUUUUGAAGAAAUUGAAACAAAUUGAAGGAAACAUUAUUUUGGGCAUUUUUUAAUUAUGAUUAGUUCAUUUGUGAUAUUUGAAGUCCGAAGACUAAACAUCAAGCUCACUUAUAAGUAGUUAACUGUAUAUGGUUUCCAUGAUAAAGUUAACAUGUAUCUAGUGUUUCAUGACGCACAAUUUAGGUUGAUGCAAAAAAUAUAUUUUUUUAAUUUCAAUGCAUAAUCAUGUUGAACUGAUUUGGCUUUAAUGAUCAAAACAAAAAAAGCAUAUAACUUGUGUACAGAUUAAAAAAUAUAGGCCUUUAUAAAUGUUUUUUUUUUAAUUAAAUAGAUACCAGGCUGAAAAUUUCAUUGUUAAGAAAUCACCAAGAUAUCACCAAUAAUUUUUUAAUAGUACAUAGAUAUUUUUUAUUAUUAUUAUUUUAUAUUUUUACUAUUAUCACAGUCAAAGGAGACAUGAGAGUGCAUUAAAAUUCAAGAUUAUUUUCCAACCUUUUUAGUGUGCCUUAAGGGUUUAUUCAAGACCACUUUAUGAACCAUGUUACUGAAAAUUUGAUAUCUGAAAUUGGGCAUCAGAUAUCAAAAUUUAAUUUAAAAUUUUGAGGCAAUAUGUCAGAAACAUCAUUUAACACAAACUCACCAUUGCCGCUGUAUUUGGACAUGUAUAAUGGCGUCAACUUAGACUAGCAAUUACAUAUUAUAUGUUUAAUCUGUAUACAUAUCAGUCAAAAAAGUAUUUUAAAGUUUAUAUUGGUUUGUAUAUUUAACAAGUUAAAAUAAAAUAUCUUUACAGUGUA